Molecule: messenger RNA, 1556 nt
Organism: Pelobates fuscus (common spadefoot toad)
Lineage: Eukaryota; Metazoa; Chordata; Amphibia; Anura; Pelobatidae
Gene: GABARAPL1
Product: GABA type A receptor associated protein like 1
Exons: 4
Coding region: 96-449 (117 amino acids)
Biological process (GO): cellular response to nitrogen starvation; autophagosome assembly; macroautophagy
Cellular component (GO): cytosol; autophagosome membrane; autophagosome
Molecular function (GO): GABA receptor binding; ubiquitin protein ligase binding
Source: RefSeq, a predicted model, not a curated record
CUCUGCACUGCUCUUUGUGAUACAGACAGAUUUAGAGGGACUGUUUUGGCCAGCUGUUGACAAGCUACACCAGGGCUCUCUACUCCAGGACAGCCAUGAAAUUUCAAUACAAAGAGGAUCAUCCUUUCGAGUACAGGAAGAAAGAGGGGGAGAAAAUCCGAAAGAAAUAUCCAGACAGGGUCCCUGUUAUUGUAGAAAAGGCUCCGAAGGCCAGGGUUCCAGAUCUGGACAAGAGGAAAUAUCUGGUGCCCUCAGAUCUAACUGUUGGGCAGUUUUACUUCCUCAUUAGAAAACGGAUUCACCUUCGCCCAGAAGACGCACUAUUUUUCUUCGUCAACAACACCAUUCCUCCCACCAGUGCCACCAUGGGUCAGUUAUAUGAGGAUAACCAUGAGGAGGAUUUCUUCCUGUAUGUGGCUUACAGUGAUGAGAGUGUGUAUGGAAAGUGAUUGCACAGAUGGAGAAUCCUUCCAAACUCUACACCAUCUACCACUACCAUCAUCAACCACAUAAGAGAACACCCAACCUCUAGGACUACACAGUUUAUGGAACCUACCAGCUCAGAGGCUGGUUAUUUUGGGAGUCGGGGGGAGGGGGGGGGGGGGGGAGGGGGGUUGGGAUAGCUUAUUUUAAUUUUUGUCAAGGGAUUGGCUUAUGAAGAUGCAGAAGUGGAUUGACACAAUGUAAGAGGAUGUCGUGACUGAGAGAAUCGUAACAUUUCAGUGGGUAUUGGGGUCAGUAAGGGCCGAGAACUUGGGGUAAAUGUGUUUGUAGAGUUGGCUGGGUGGUUCCAUUGGCUGAGCUCUCCACGUUUAGCUUUGUCCCUUUCCAAUUUGCGUGUACACACAUCCUUCACUAAUCCCUCACGUACAUUCCUUACUGGCUCAAUCAUACACAUCAUUUAUACCUUCCCCAUCUGUGAUGUAAUAUACAUCCAUCCCAUGAUAUAUUAUACAGGGAGAUAAACGCCUUUAAUUGGCCGAUUUAUGAAUGUUUAACUAUUUUUUGCGAGAGAUAGAAAGAAAAAAAUGCACCUUUUUAGAAAUUUAGAUCCACAGACAAUAAUCCUUUUCUUAACAAUAAGUCUAAAUCCUUCUAGAACCCUUUAAAGUGAUCCAUAAUCGACCACUGAUCUGAUUUUAUUCACAUAGUAUUUAAAAAUAAGAUCUAGUUAGUUUGAGGAACACAGUGCAGAGAGAGGGGAACUGUGAAGGUAAGUAAAACUUAAAUGAAGUAUUUGCUCAACACAUUAUGAAAUAUAUUCUAUGAAUUUCAUUUGUUUAUCCUUCAAAAUAGCCUAGAAAUCAUCGCAAGCAUGAAUUUCUCUACUUUAGUAAACCUAUGCUUUGUUGCAAACUAGGCUUCAGAAUUCCAAAGGCAAAAGAAGCACAUUGAAUCAAACAUGUACAUGCACUAAAGACACAUGAUUAAGGACAAUAUUGUAAUAUUUAUUCAUCGUAGUCUGUUGGUAUUCUUAUAUAAAAAAAAAAAAAUACAUUUUUGCAGACGUUACUUUUCAUUGUUUUGUGCUUAAAUUAAACAUGUCUUAAAUAUGA